Molecule: messenger RNA, 3854 nt
Organism: Lepus europaeus (European hare)
Lineage: Eukaryota; Metazoa; Chordata; Mammalia; Lagomorpha; Leporidae
Gene: SEMA3C
Product: semaphorin 3C
Exons: 18
Coding region: 275-2530 (751 amino acids)
Biological process (GO): semaphorin-plexin signaling pathway; negative chemotaxis; positive regulation of cell migration
Molecular function (GO): semaphorin receptor binding; chemorepellent activity
Source: RefSeq, a predicted model, not a curated record
CGCGCUCGCCCCGCGGCGCGCCCGGACACUUUCCAUUCACUGCGCGCGGCCUGAUUGAGCGAGGCGGACACGGGCUGCGGGCUCGGCACGGGAGGAUUCCUUUACAAAGAAACUCCGAGGACCCGGGAUAGACCUUUAAAGGCCGGCCGGGGUGGGGGACAGGACUGGAGACACACGCGUCACCCCGCCCGGUGGCAGCUUGGUGACUUUUCCACGCUGGUUUCGUGCUCCGUGGGUAUUUUCCCUUGGAUAUUAACUUGGCAAAUCUGAAGAGAUGGGAUUCCGGGCGAUUUGCGUCUUGGUUGGAGUAUUUAUUUGCUCUGUCUCUGUAAAAGGAUCUUCCCAGCCCCAAGCAAGAGUUUAUUUGACAUUUGAUGAGCUUCGAGAAACCAAGACUUCUGAGUACUUCAGCCUAUCCCACCACCCACUAGACUACAGGAUAUUAUUAAUGGAUGAAGAUCAAGACCGGAUAUAUGUGGGCAGCAAAGAUCACAUUCUUUCCUUGAAUAUUAACAACAUAAGUCAAGAACCUUUGAGUGUUUUCUGGCCAGCAUCUACAAUCAAAGUUGAAGAAUGCAAAAUGGCUGGCAAAGAUCCCACACACGGCUGUGGGAACUUUGUCCGUGUCAUUCAGACUUUCAAUCGCACCCAUUUGUACGUCUGUGGGAGCGGUGCCUUCAGCCCAGUCUGUACUUACUUGAACAGAGGGAGGAGGUCGGAGGACCAAGUUUUCAUGAUUGACUCCAAGUGUGAAUCUGGAAAAGGUCGCUGCUCUUUCAACCCCAAUGUGAACACAGUCUCUGUUAUGAUAAAUGAGGAGCUUUUCUCUGGGAUGUACAUAGAUUUCAUGGGUACAGAUGCUGCCAUUUUUCGAAGUUUAACCAAGAGAAAUGCUGUCAGAACUGAUCAGCACAAUUCCAAGUGGCUAAGUGAACCCAUGUUUGUGGACGCACAUGUCAUCCCUGAUGGCACCGAUCCAAAUGAUGCUAAGGUGUACUUCUUCUUCAAAGAGAAACUAACUGACAACAACAGGAGUACAAAACAGAUUCAUUCCAUGAUUGCUAGAAUCUGUCCUAACGACACUGGUGGGCUGCGCAGCCUGGUGAAUAAGUGGACCACCUUCUUGAAAGCGAGGCUGGUGUGCUCAGUGACGGACGAAGAUGGCCCGGAAACGCACUUCGAUGAACUAGAGGAUGUGUUUCUCCUGGAAACUGAAAAUCCAAGGACAACACUAGUGUAUGGCAUUUUUACAACAUCAAGCUCGGUUUUUAAAGGCUCCGCGGUGUGUGUGUACCACUUGUCUGAUAUUCAGACUGUGUUCAAUGGGCCAUUUGCCCACAAAGAAGGGCCGAAUCAUCAGCUGAUUUCCUAUCAGGGCAGAAUUCCUUAUCCCCGCCCUGGAACUUGCCCCGGAGGAGCAUUUACCCCAAAUUUGCGAACCACCAAGGAGUUUCCAGAUGAUGUGGUCACAUUCAUCCGAAACCAUCCGCUCAUGUACAAUUCCAUCUACCCCAUCCACCGACGACCUCUGAUCGUCCGAAUAGGCACAGACUACAAGUACACAAAGAUCGCUGUGGAUCGAGUCAAUGCUGCAGAUGGCAGAUACCAUGUGCUGUUCCUUGGAACGGACCGAGGGACCGUGCAGAAGGUGGUGGUCCUUCCCACCAACAGUUCCGCCAACGGCGAGCUCAUUCUGGAGGAGCUGGAAGUCUUUAAGAAUCGUGUCCCCGUAACAACAAUGAAAAUUUCAUCCAAAAAGCAACAGUUAUACGUGAGCUCCAAUGAAGGGAUUUCCCAAGUGUCUCUGCACCGCUGCCACAUCUAUGGCACAGCCUGUGCUGACUGCUGCCUGGCCAGGGAUCCAUACUGUGCCUGGGAUGGCCAUUCCUGCUCCAGGUUCUACCCAACUGGAAAGCGAAGGAGUCGAAGACAAGACGUGAGACAUGGAAAUCCACUGACCCAGUGCAGAGGGUUUAAUCUAAAAGCAUAUAGAAAUGCAGCUGAAAUUGUUCAGUACGGAGUGAAAAAUAACACCACGUUCCUCGAGUGUGCCCCCAAGUCUCCACAGGCAUCCAUCAAGUGGUUGUUACAGAAGGGCAAGGACAGGAGGAAAGAGGUUAAGCUGAACGAACGCAUCAUAGCCACCUCCCAAGGACUCCUGAUCCGCUCUGUUCAAGAUUCUGACCAAGGACUUUAUCACUGCAUUGCAACAGAAAACAGCUUCAAGCAGACCAUAGCCAAGAUCAACUUCAAAGUUUUAGAUUCAGAAAUGGUGGCUGUUGUGACGGACAAAUGGUCCCCGUGGACCUGGGCCAGCUCUGUGAGGGCCCUGCCCUUCCACCCCAAGGACAUCAUGGGGGCUUUCAGCCACUCGGAAAUGCAGAUGAUAAAUCAGUACUGCAAAGACACUCGGCAGCAACACUACCAGGGCGAGGAGUCACAGAGGAUGAGAGGGGACUACGGCAAGUUAAAGGCCCUGAUCAACAGCCGGAAAAGUAGGAACAGGAGGAAUCAGUUGCCAGAGUCCUAAUCGUUUCCUACGGGGAGGUUGAGGUUAAGCAUCCAAUAACAAAUGCUCUGUCUUCAACGAUCACAUUUUGAACAAAGAAUCUUGUGCUUUACCCAUGAGAAAUCACUGAACUAAGGUAAUUAUUCACUCCUCAAGUGAGUUUUACAUGAACUGAAAUGAGCAUGCGUUUUCUUGUAUGAUAUUGACCAGCACUAGACUUGUCAUGGUCUUCAUGGUGCAUAUAAGUAUUUAACUCAACCCAGAUUUUAUUUAUAUCUUUAUUCACCCUUCAAAAUCCUUAUGGUGGUUACAAACGUAGAAUGAUUGCAUCCCUCGGUUGAAGGAGAGGCAUCACCCUGGGGUAUUUCUUCCCUGCUCUGGAAGUCCAGAGUUCCAAUGUUCAGUAAUUUUACAGAUGAAAACAAAUUCCAGAUUCACAAUUUUCACAUAGUAAAAGUCAUAUAAAAAUGCCUGCCACAGAAUGGCUGAUGGAACAAACAAAAAAUAUAAAUGACAGGGCACAGGGCAUUUGAGUGUUGUACAGAAACAUGAAUGAUUCAUAGAGAAAAAUGAUGGCUUGCUAUGAUCCCAGUGAUAUGUGUUGUUGCUUUAAGAUUUAAAAGUUGUCAGUUACUGAUAUCUGUCAUUGAUCUUUGUUCCCUUGUUUCAAGAAAACAGAAUGAGUAACAUACACUAUAAAGAUCACUGGUAGGAGUUAUUUAUGUCAGUGAAGCAGUUGGGUUUAUCUUGUUAGAUUGUCAUCUUCUAAACAAAAGCACUUUUGGGGGGAAGUUAUUUAAGUUAUUCUAGACUUAUAUAAAAUCAUACACUAUUUAAUUGCUUACUAUAUUGUGUCUGAUUUUCUAGUCUGUGUGGCAAAUUGGUCAAUAUAAGAAGAAAAAGAGUUUUGAAGUACCAAGCUCCUCUAUAAGGGAGGAGACCUUCAAAAAGGAGAAAAGAAACAUAAUCAAAGUAGAAAAUUCAAGUUUAUUAUGAGGAAUUUCUAACAAAUGUGGCACAUUUUCAAAUUUCGUAGUCCAGUUCAGUGAUUGAUUUUCACUUUUUAGAAAACCAAGCUCACACAUCAUUAAUUUUUAAGUCAGCAUUUUAUUUUUUAUAAGCUUUUGCUUGUGGUGGAGAGUUGCUCGUUACAUCUGAAAGGAAACAAUAAUAUAAGAAAAAAUAUAUUAAAAUAUUCUUAUGUUUAUAUUGUUUUUUCUUUUCAAACAUUCUUUUAAAAUGAAUGUUGCCACAUAUGUUCACUGGUCAGUGUGGAAAGUUUCAUGAUGAAUAAAAUAAUUAUCUUCUAAUUAGUAUGUUUGGAUAAUUUUAUUAGAGUAAUUUA